This is a messenger RNA of Closterium sp. Naga37s-1, 1060 nucleotides long. NCBI's taxonomy places the organism in Eukaryota, Viridiplantae, Streptophyta, Zygnematophyceae, Desmidiales, Closteriaceae. The record is from the annotation of a GenBank genome assembly.
AUGCAGGCAGGGGGGUAUUUGGCGGACGCUGCUGCAGGAGUGGGACGGGCGCAGGGGAAAGGGGGGGCUGGGGGGGGGAAAGGGGCGCCUGGCGGGGGGAAAGGCGGAGGUGGGGACCCUUGGGUGGGUGCAGGAGCAGAUGAAGGCAGUGGCGGACAGGCUGGCGAGCAUGGCAUCACUCAAAGCGGUGAGAGGGGAGGUGGUGAGGGUGAUGUGAAAGCAGUGCACUUGAAACCGAUCACACAGAAGCGGCAGUCACUACCCAUCAUGGCGUAUCGGGAGGAGAUCACGCGGGCGAUAGAGCGGCACCAAGUGGUGCUGAUAGUGGGGGAGACGGGGUGUGGCAAGACGACGCAGGUGCCUCAGUUUAUUCUGGACCACGAGUGGGGGAAGGGCAGGCGCUGCCGCGUGAUGUGCACCCAACCCAGACGGAUUUCCGCCACCUCUGUGGCGGAGAGGAUAGCAGCGGAGAGAGGGGAAAAGAUCGGGCAAACAGUGGGGUAUCAGAUCCGGCUAGAGUCAAAAGGGAAUCGCUCCUCGUCUCUCUGGCUCUGCACCAAUGGCGUGCUGCUGCGCCGCCUUGUGGGGCUGGGGGCACACUUGCACAGCAGGGAAGGGGGAAGGAGCGCGCAGGGCGGAGGAGGGGGAGGCGGAGGCGGAAUGGGGAGUGGGGAGGGCGGGGGGGGAAGUAUUGUGGAGCCGGGGGUUAGAGAGGCGAUAGCUGCUGCUGUGAAGGGGAUGGCAGAAGCUGUGGAUGGGGAUGGGGAUGGGGAUGGGGAGGAGGGGGAAGGAGUGGGGGGUGCAGAGGGGGAGGAGAAGGGGGGAGUGGGCAGGGAGGUGGAUGCAGAUGUUUUGGCGAAGCUGGAUGCGACUCACAUCAUUGUGGUGAGUGCUGCUGCUCGCACGAGGCAUGGUGAGUGCAUGGAGUUCCCUGAGUUAGGUGCUGCCAUGGCUUUAACUGUUGUGGCAGUGACUGGUGUUGGGAAACGAGAAGGGGGGAGUGGGCGGGGAGGGGGAUGCAGAUGUGCUGGCGAAGCUAGAUGCGACUCACAUCAUCGUG